AUGGCUCGUACUCAUGGAGGUUCAUUUUUACAUCGCGGAGAGAAUUUCUCAAAGGGUGAGAGGUGGAGACCUACUGCUUCUGCUCGUAGAAGAAGUGGAUCAGUUGAGUCUGAUGUUCAUGUUGAGGAUCAUGCAUUUGAGGAGCAUGAUAUUGAAGAAUUUCAAUUCGAGACCAACAAUUUCCAUCUCCCCGUGGGUGAGAUGACUGUCACUUUAUAUGAUGUGUCAUCGUUGUUGCACCUCCAAGUUUUAGGCCAGUUAUGUCAUCUAGAGGAAUUAUAUUUUGAAGAAAGUAGACGUGCCAUUAUGGAGAUUUUAGGUGUGGAUGAUGGGAGAGCUGGUACUGAGUUACAUGCAGCUCACAGUGCGAAAGUCAAAUUGAGCUGGCUUCGAGACAUCUACGCUGAGCAUUAUGAGUAG
Vigna angularis (adzuki bean) is the source of this 420-nucleotide messenger RNA. Its product is annotated as protein MAIN-LIKE 1-like. The record is from RefSeq and is a predicted model, not a curated record. Lineage: Eukaryota; Viridiplantae; Streptophyta; Magnoliopsida; Fabales; Fabaceae. The transcript has 2 exons. The coding region runs from base 1 to 420 and encodes 139 amino acids.